AUGGACGCACCCUCUUCUGCGCCUGCCGACUCCGCAGGGGAUGCCUCCUCGAUGAACCCCGAGUGUGAACAGGCGUCUCCCCUGCAGUCCGUGAAGGCCGGCAGCGCCUGCGACCGCUCGUCCGCGGCCUGCACUUUUUCUUUUGCGUCGCCGGAAGAUGUAGCCUCUGCCGGCGCGCCCGCCCCGGCGUUGCUCUCUCAAGACGCGUCCUCCGCGCCUCUCUUUUCUUCCGCGUCUCCCUUGUCUGCACCGCUCGCAGGGCGGCGCGACAGCCUGAAACGCGCCGCGUGCGACGCUCCGGCGGCGCCUUGUGCCGCGGCUCCCGCGGCGGGGCGGGCUCCCGAGCCGCUGGCGGCAGACGCAGCUCCCCAGGGCAGCCAGGAGAGCGCCUCGACGUCGCCUCACGGCCGUUCGCCUGCGAGCCCGAGCACGCUGAACGUGGCGCGGUCGACGUGUCUGUCGGUGUUGAAUGCGCUGUCGCUUUGUUGCCCCGAGUGGAAGAAGAAGGACAACUUCCGCUCCUUUUAUUUCCACUUUGCGCAGAUCUCGCAGGCCGCGGACCGCUCGUUCCUCGACGUAUACCUGACGAUUGUUUUCGACAAAAUCAUCAGGAACCUUCCGCCGCAGCCGUGCCCGCCGCCGAUCCCUCUCGUCGUCCGCGCGAUCCAGCAGCUGCCUGCGGCCGACGUGAAGGACAUCACCGAGGAGCUCGAUGCCCUGCGCUUCUCUUCCGCGGCCGCCGCCGCGCAGGUCGCGGCGACUUCGGGCCCCGCGGCGGGGGGCGCCGGCUUUGACGACCAGGGCUCCGCCGCGGCGCCCGCGCCAGCGGGGGAGGACUCGAGGGGCUUUGCGGAGAGCGGUUCGGGGACGUCCCUGGGGAAGGGCGCGCGAGGCAGCGCCCUGCGUGGCGGCGAAGGCGCCCCGAGCAGCGCUGCGGCGGGAGGCACCGCAGGUGGCGGCGCUCGGGGCCGCGGGGGCCACAGGGGGGCGGCAGGGAGCCUGCAAAGAAGCAUGAGUGGCUCGGCGGGGUCUGACCCCGAGCGGCAGGACGACUUCGGGGACGAGGCCCUGGCGCCCGCGGGUGCGUCGCCCGCUAACGGCGGCCCCGCGGGCGCCUCGACGCCGCAGGCGCUGCGCCGGCUCGUGGGUGGCAUUUCCUUCAACCGGAGUGGGAACGCCUGGGUUGCGAGCUGGGUGACGCGAUCGGACUUCAAGCACCGCUACAAGUACUUCAAAACUGCAGACUUUGGCUACGAGCAGGCGCGCCUCUUGGCGAUCCGCUUUCGCCAGCACAAGCUGCUCUCCGGAGACGCGGUCGUGGAGGCCUCGGAGCUCCAGCAGCGGCACGGGGGCGGGUCCGCGGCGCAGGCGGCUGCGGCGCACGGGGGGGCAGGGGGCGGCGACGGAGAGUCGCCGCUGGACUCCUGGGCGUCCUCGGACGCGACCUUCGUGGCGAACGAAGACAGUGAGAGAGGCGAAGAGGGCGGCGGACGGCGAGGCAGCGACACGCCGUCUUCGUGGUCACCUGCUCGCCAGCCGGUGCGCGCCGGUUCGCUUCUGUAUUCCAAGGGGGCGGCAGGAGCCGCGGCCGCGCAGAAAGACGGCCUCUCGGCCGGCGCCGGCGUCGGCGCGCCGGAUGGAGGCAGAAGUUUUUCUUUGCCGGAGUCGACGAGGAGCCGCGGAGGCGCUAACUUUCGUGCGACGGAGCCUUCCCCGAUGGAGGGCGUUUACUACCGCGAGGCGGGAAGCGGCGGCUCGGGCUCGGCCUCGUGGCAGUGCCGCUGGUCAGUGGGCGGCAAGAAGUAUAGCAAGACGUUCGCCGUGAGCAAAUACGGAACAGACAAGGCGCGCGAGCUCGCGAUUCGCUUCAGGCUCCAGCAGCAGGCCGAGGCGACGCUCGGCGCCCAGCAGGGCAUCGACUACAACAGUCGAAGCGUGGAGAUGGUGAUCUCCGAGGGCGACCAAAACCCGGUCUUCGUCGAGAGGGACUCCACGCAUCAGCAGGACGCCGCCGCGGCCUGCGACGAGUCAUACCGCGCCACAGCCGGCGCGGCGGACGGCCGUCGAGGCCUCCUCGGCGCCAUUCAGUCCCCGGCGUCGCCGCAAGUCGCUCUGUCAUGGUCCGAUGGAGGCGGACCCGACGAGGGCGAGGGAGCCUUUUCUGCCGCAGGCGGGAGAGGCUUCGGGACGCCGCACGCCGACGCUGCGCUCGCCGGGGGCCCUGGAGGAGGGGCGCGGCGCUCGGGCGGCGCUGGGCCUGCGGUUAGCGGCUUCCCGGGCUCGCCUGGCGAAGAGACCCCGGCGGCCUCGCAGCCCGAGAAAGGUGAGCGCGGAGGCGGAGCCUGGCAGGCCGGCGUCAAGUUCGACGAGGCGACCAAUUCUUGGAAGGCCUGGUGGCGACAGAGCGGAGGGCGCGCCGUGUUCAAAGCGUACCCUGUUGCCCGCUACGGAGAGGCUGUCGCGCGCGAGAAGGCUGAGACGGCGAUGCGGGCGAAGGCCCUCGAGCUGCAGGUGAUGGGGGGAACGGUGCCGAGGAGCUCGUCGUCCUCGCUGGCAGACGGGGGCCCCUUGGCGGCGCGGGGGUCGGCGCCCGGCUCGCGAGGGCGCGGAGGCCUGGCGGUCGGCGGCGGCACGUCGCCGUAUGGACACUCGUUUUUCUCUGUCUCCGGCGCCGGCGGUCCAGGGCGGGGCCCGCUGCAGGCCGGCGGCGCCGCCGCCUCCUCGCCUUCAGGGCCUGCGACGCAAGACGGUCGAGGGGCGCCGAUCUACUCGCGGAGACCGGUCGGGGGAGAGAGCUCGGCAUCGCUGACGCCGGCGCCCCCGCGGGCCGCAGCGGGCCUUGCGCUGGGCGGGUCGUCGGCCGGCGCGUCGCUGCUGGCGCGGGGCGCGGGUGGCGCCUCGCUGCCCGGAGACGGCCAGCUGGAGGAUCAUGAAAUCCGGGGGAUUCUCGAGCUGGACAAGCGGAUUCCAGGGAGUGUCUUUCUUCAGCAGUCGGCCUACUGCCUCUCCUUCGGCGGCGGGGGAAAGUGGGUCGCGUCAUGGGGCGUGGGGGGCUCGGACCGUCUCUUCUCGCGCAGCUUCUCGGUGUCGCGCUUCGGCUUCGCCCAGGCCCGCGCGAUGGCAGAGCACUGGCGACGAACCAAGCUGCUGAGACUCUGGCGAACUGAGCAAGAGCGCAAGGAGACAGCCAGUCGCGAGGCCCUCAUGCUCGUUGCAGCAGGCGGAAAGUCGCGGGGCGGGCACUACCACGCCGGGAAGGAGCGCGGCGCAGGCGCCGCCACCGCCGCCGCGGCAGGCAAGAAGGCGGAGACGGUGCCUCUGGGAGCUCCGCCGUCUCACCGCCACUCGCCAUACUCGCCUUCGCUGACGGGAAGACGCGCAGGCAGCGGGUCAGGAUCUGCGGGGGCGAGCGGGCCCCUGGGAACGACCUCGUCGGCGCUGCAGCACUUUUUGAGGCUGUCGCAGAGUCGCUUGACGACUGAAGGCGCAGAGAGUGCCCUCGACGCGAAGUCUGCGGCGGCCAGGGACCCCGCCGCCGACCCGGCCGCCCGCUUUGCGUUCGCAGAGGGCGAGGGCGACGCGGCGGCCGACGACUCCGCGCCUGGCGAGGGGCUCGCGUCGCCGUAUCCGCGCCGCCGUCUGCGAGAGGAGAGCGACGACGGAGCUGGCGACGUGUUGUCGCCAGGCUUCGAGGGCGGUGACGGAGCGCACUCGCGACUUGUGCUGCCGCCGUCGCGGACGCCCGGAUGGCGAGACCGCGAUGAGGAGGGAGGGCGGGGCCUGCAUGCGACGCUGCCGGAGGACGACGAGGCGGCGUCGCCGUCAGCCGAUGUCUCUUUCGACGCCGAGACUCGCGCGUGGAAAGCCGAAGUGACGAAUCUUCGCGGCGAGCGAGUCGCGAAGACCUUCGCGGUGUCGGCGCUCGGCGGAGUCGACGCGGCGCGGCGCCAGGCAGUGGCAGCGCAGCGCGCGUUGGAGGCCGAGGUAGUCCGGGAGUACCUCGACAUCAACCGGGGCGUGUACCCCGGAGUCUCCUUCGACCGGAGACAACUGUCGUGGCGGCUCCAACCCGCGGUCGUGCUUGAGGCUGUGCUCAAGAAGUUUAGGAUGGAGAAGGAAGACGAGAAGGAGGGCGUCAAAGACGCUGGCGCAGAAGACGCGUCAGGUGUGGUCAGGGAGGAACGGGCGGAGGCCGAGGGCGGGUCGGCGGCGAGAGAAAAGAAGAUUUCGGGGCAGCUAGUCCCCGCAGACCAGAUCGCGGCGAUCGUCUCGAGACCUGUUGAGAUCUUCUCUGCUGGUUCCCUUGGCUGGGUGAAGGCACGCGCCUCAGCGCUCCAGGCCUCCCGCGAUCUGCAGCUCCAGCUGGGUGUCUCCGCGGCGUCGCUGGGGCCGUCUGAGCAGCUAGUGGAACACGCGGAGCUCGCGCGGCUGCUCGCAGCACACCUGACCAAGACUACGCGCAAUCGACAGUCCUCUUCGUCUCCUGGAAGGCCUAUGGGCGACUGGGGCGGCGACUCUCAGCUGCGGACGCCGUCGCUCUCCUCGUCGCCGCACAUGUCCCCCGCGGAUGCGGCGUCGAACUCGCCGUCUCUCUCUCACCGCUUCCCCGCCCGGCGCGAGAGCGGCGCCGAGCUGGAGACUGGGGCGUGCGCUUCUGAGGAGCGGGAGCGGUCACGAGACGCAGAGUUCGCGGCGGCGGCGGCCGUGAAGGCCGCGGCGGUCGCGGGCGUCCGCUGUCUGCAGGUCUCUGACUUCUUGGCGGACAUUGAGAUCUCGCCCUUCGACCCCGUUGCCUCUGCGCAACGCCGAGCGACGCUUGCCGCGAACGCUGCGGCCUCGGCAGAGUCGCUAGCCGCCGACCUAGCAUCCGGGGCGGCGGCGGGCGCCGACGGCGACGAUCCAGAGAAGAAGGGCGAGGAGGAAGCCGACGGCGGCAGCCUGCGGCGGGGGAGCCCGAAGAAGGGCGAGGACCUCGCGGGCUCGCUCGCGACCUUCAAAGGGAUUCACUAUAGCAAGCGCGAGCGCGCCUGGGUUUGUCGGUGGACAGACGCGGUCACGGGGAAAGUGGCCGUGAAGGCCUUUCAGGAGAAGAAGUUCGGCUUCGAGGAGGCGAAGCGGCUGGCGGAGAUCUACAGGCGAGCCGCAGAGGCCACCGGAAGAGUGAAAAUCCGCGAGACGCCUGCGACGAGUACUGGCCUGCCGCUUGUCCGCUUUGUGCAGACGCGCGGCGCAGACAAAACGCGCGGUGGCGUCUGGCGCGUGGAGUGGCUGCUCAGCGAGCCUGAAGCGGAGAGACAGCGAAAGAGCGAAAACGGCGAGGGCGGCGGCGCUGGAGCUGACAGCGAGAGAAAGAAGUCGGGUGUCACUCUGCAGAUCCUCAAACCCUUUCUCUGCUACCAAUUCGGCAUCGAGACGGGCCGUUUGCUCGCGCUGCAUCUGAAGAAGAAGCUGGACGCGGUGUACGUGCCGCUAGCUGAGAAUCUGAAGCGGAAGUGGAACGCGAGCCAAGGCGCAGGAACCAGCACGAAGCGGGAGAGUGCGCAAGACGGCGGAGCUCCCGCUGCUGACAAACCCGAGGACGACUCUGGAGCUGCGCACGCAGACGCGAAUGAGGGCGGCGGCGAGCAACCCGCACAGGACUCCGCAGGCCCUCGCGCGUUUAAGGGGCCUGUGUCUUUAUUCUUCUUUGAUCCGUCCUACUUGGAUAUUGGCAGCAUUCGCUCUCAGUUCGAGGCCGUGCAAAAGAUCCUGCGGGAGACGGCCGAACUGGAGGCUCGCGUUCACCAUGCGCUUCUCACCAACGCGCCCCUACCGUUCAUCAUGGAGCCUCCGCCGUCGCCGCCCUCGGUGUUUGCGUCUGGCGAGUGCGCUGGGCUCCUGGCGGGCCCGUUGGGCGGCAGAGACGGCGACGAGAAUGCCCUUGUGCUGCCGGAGGUGCUGGCGCUCGCGGCGGCGUCCACGCGCGGCGGGCGAGGCUCCCGCGGCGGGCGGCUGUCCACGGGCAGCGGCGUGAGCUUGGGAAACGAAGAGGGCGGAAGGAGGAGGCGAAAACGCGAUCCCAGCGCAGUUGUCGGGGAGCUGCCUACGGGCUCAGGAGACGCCGCAGACGGGUUUGAGGCGCUGGGCACUAAACAGGAAGGCGAGGACGAGGCGGGAACGGGAGUCAAGAGACGGAGGCGGCGAGCCACGCCUGGAAUGGGCAGCGGAAGAAGAGGCGGUCGCGAAAGCGCUGCGGCGCGGCUUGCCGCGGUUGCCGCAGACCUCAUUUCUACAACGGCCGCCGCCCAAGCGUCUCUUGUCGCGGACAAACUCCAGUCGUCGCAGACCGGCGGCGCCGGCGGGCACGGCGGCAGCGGGGCGCUCAGGCGAGACGGCGACCGCUACCCUCUCCCUGCCUCCGCCUCCGCUGCGGCGGGAGGCCGAGGAGGGCGUGAGGACGAGGCGCGGCGCGAGGGAAGGUCUGACGAAAACAGCAGCUCAGACAGCAGCAGCGACGACAGCAGCGACUCGGAUUCCAGCGACAGCUCGGGCUCAUCGAGCAGUUCGAGCGACUCCCUCAGCAGCGGAGAAGACAUGCCCAGCAGCGUGCCCGAGGGGCCGGUGGGCCUUCUCGCCGGCCUCCCGGCGGCGAAGAAGAAACGUCAGCAGCAGCUGCUGCUGCUCUCGGCGUCGCACUCCCCUUCGCCGACGCCGGCGCCCGCGUCUCAGGAAGGGCCCGGGGCGAAGUCCGCAGGAGCCGGCGCUCGAGGCGAGCCGAUACGUGCGAUGCCGCAGCGGCGUCAGCGGCAGACACAGCAGGGUGGCGAGGAGAGAGCGGGACCGCGUUGCCCACGAGGCGUAGGAGGGGCGGCGCGGGCGGGCACCGAGGCGAAGGCGGCAGCGGCGGACGUGGCGCCGGAGAGAGCGACUGCAGUUGGCGCCUCCGGGCUCCCGGGGGCUGCAGGCCCCGGCAUCCGGACAGGGGUACCGUUUGUCCCUUCGGGUCGCGGCCCCACCCAGCCGCCCGCUGCGUCGUCGGCGCGAGCGUCCUUCUUGGCGGCUGCCGGAAGGAAAGAGGAAGGCCUGGGCCCCUCUGGCGGGGCGUCGGGCCCCUCCUCCGUCGUUCAUUCCGCCUCCACCUGGUCUUCGGCGGCGGGCUCUGGAGGCGGCGCCCAGACAUCCGACGGUCCCCCGAUCUCUGCCGGGCUGCUGCCCGCCGGCAAGGCAGCUGGGAUGCCCGGGGCGCCGCCGUCGCAUGCGCCGCCGCUGUUGAACCCUGCUGCCACGUCUGCGCUGAAUCUUGUUCUGCAGCAACGCAGAGCCCACGGCGCCUCGGGCUCGUUGCCCCCCGCGUCUCACCAGGCAAUGACCGCCUUGGUCGCCAGCGCGUUGGCUGCUGCGGCGAGUCGGGGAGCUGCGGCCGCGGGAGUGGGCCCGCCGGGCGCUGCCUCGUCGUCAGGCCCCUCGGGCUUGGGACCCGUCGGACUGCCAGCCAACGCGAACCCUCUGCUCGCGCGCCUCGCCCAAAAUCCGCAGCAGCAGGCUUGUCUUGCCGCGGCCGCUGCGGCGCUACAGAGGCAGCAAGAGCUGCAGAGACAGAUUCACCAGCGAGCCUUGUUUUCUUCGCGACUCCAGCAACAGGGGGGAGCGGCACGCGGCGGUGGUGGGGGGGCGCCGGGUCGGGAAGCCGACGGCGAUCGCCCGAGUGUCGGAGGCGAGGGGUCGGGCGGCGGCAGCGGCGUGCCGCCGUCUGCAGGCGGGCCUCCAUUGCCGUCGUCUCCUCUGUCUGCCUCGCUGCCGUCUUCUGUCUCGUCGUCGGACGCUCUCACGGCUCUCCGUGCCAAGCAGGCGCUUGCGCACUUUCAGCAGCAGCUCCGCCAGGGCUUGCAGCUGCAGCAGCAGCAUCAGCAGAGCCUCGAGCGUCAGCGCCUCGCGCAGCAGGGGUCGGGGGCUCUGCCUCCUGGGGGAGCCGCUCCAUCCAUACGAGGCCCGCCCGGGGCCCAGGGGCCUGGUGGAGCUCUGGUGGGCACAGCCGCGGACCUCUCCGCAGCUGACGGGGGAGACGCAGAAAAAAGCGCCUUCGUCUCCGCAAUGGCAGGUCGCGGACGCGUGGCGCCGCCUGCGGGCUCCGCGGUCGCGCCUGUCGGGGGUCCUGCGGGGCCCGGCGGCCCCUCCGGUGUCGUGGGGCCUGCGGGCUUAGCUGGGGAGCGUGGAGGUCAGUUUCUGCUCGCGCAGUCCACUCUUGAGAGGCAACGGCAGCAGCAGCAGCUCCAGCAGAGACUGCGGCAGCAAGAGCAGCUUCUCGCGGCCGCUGCAGUUGCCUCAGUUGCGCGGAACGCAGGGGCCUUAGCCGGAGCCGGUGGGGGGGGGGGGGGCGGAUCUUCCGCAGGCCCCGCCGCCCUGAGAAGCGGCUCUGCGGCAGACGCUCGCUUUGGCGGGUCGGGGCCGCUGCCUGCCGCAGCGGGCGUCGCGGGACACGGGCCUCCCGGCCCUGGAGGGCCUUCGGCGCACUUGGGCGCCGGCGGGGGAACUACGAUGCAGGCAGCCUCCUCCGCCCAAUUGCAACAGAGCCUGAGGCUCCAGCAGCACGUCGCCGCGGCGGCCGCCAGUCACCAGCAGCAACAGAGACUGCAGCAUCCUCAGCAGAGACAGUAG
Molecule: messenger RNA, 8634 nt
Organism: Besnoitia besnoiti
Lineage: Eukaryota; Apicomplexa; Conoidasida; Eucoccidiorida; Sarcocystidae
Product: AP2 domain transcription factor AP2VIII-2
Exons: 1
Coding region: 1-8634 (2877 amino acids)
Biological process (GO): regulation of DNA-templated transcription
Molecular function (GO): DNA-binding transcription factor activity
Source: RefSeq, a predicted model, not a curated record